Syngnathus acus (greater pipefish) is the source of this 1701-nucleotide messenger RNA. RefSeq names its product capping actin protein of muscle Z-line subunit alpha 1b (gene capza1b). NCBI's taxonomy places the organism in Eukaryota, Metazoa, Chordata, Actinopteri, Syngnathiformes, Syngnathidae. Bases 193 to 1053 code for a protein of 286 amino acids. The transcript has 10 exons. Gene Ontology annotation, cellular component: actin cortical patch; F-actin capping protein complex. The record is from RefSeq and is a predicted model, not a curated record. Gene Ontology annotation, molecular function: actin filament binding. Gene Ontology annotation, biological process: barbed-end actin filament capping; actin cytoskeleton organization.
CCCAAAUCUUACUUUGUCUUUGUUGUCUUUUAAAUGUUGAUCAUACUUGUGAAUAUAUUUUGUUGUUGUUUAAAGUGAAAUGUGCUCUUUUUCUUUUUCGCUCGAACACGUAACACUUUUCCUUGAUCUCUUAAAAACAGUCGUGUCGCUUCCGUCAAUCCGAGCGAGUAGGUGGGGUCACAAUGAGCCAAGAUGGCUGACUUUGAGGAACCGCUAUCAGACGAAGAGAAGGUUCGCAUUGCAGCCAACUUUGUGACCCGUGCCCCACCAGGAGAGUUCAAUGAGGUCUUCAAUGAUGUGCGGCUUCUUCUUGACAAUGACACACUCCUCAGGGAGGGAGCAUCACACUCCUUUGCCCAGUACAACAUGGAUCAGUUCACACCUGCCAGACUUGAUGGCUUUGAAGACCCGGUCCUGAUUACAGAGCAUGGCGACCUGGGUCAGGGGCGCUUCCUGGACCCUCGCAACAACUUGUCUUUCCGCUUUGACCACCUUCGGAAAGAAGUGAGCGACGUGCAGCCAUAUGAAGGAGACGCGUCUCUUAAAGCCUGGAGGGAUUCCUGCGACAAUGCCCUUAGUGCCUACGUCAAAGAGCACUACCCGACUGGAGUCUGCACAGUAUAUGGGAAAACUGUUGAUGGCCAGCAAACCAUCAUCGCCUGCAUUGAGGGACAUCAGUUUCAACCCAAAAACUUUUGGAAUGGUCGCUGUAGGUCUGAGUGGAAACUUACCAUUGGCCAGUCCACAGCACAGGUUGUGGGAGUGUUGAAAAUCCAGGUCCACUAUUAUGAAGAUGGGAAUGUGCAGCUGGUUAGUCAUAAAGAGAUCGAGCAAUCGAUAUCAGCGACUAGUGAAACUCAAGCGGCUAAGGAAUUUGUUGACAUUAUCGAAAAUGCUGAAAAUGAUUACCAGACUGCAAUCAGUGAGAACUACCAGGCCAUGUCUGAUACAACGUUUAAGGCUCUACGUCGCCUGCUGCCCGUCACACGCACCAAGAUCGACUGGAACAAAAUUCUAAGUUACAAAAUUGGCAAGGAGAUGCAAAAUGUCUAGUGGAAGGUCAGCGAGAGGGAGAUUCAAGCUACCUAAUCACUUAACCAAACUGGACUUAACCAAAGCAAAAUGAUAGUAGUUUGGGGCAAGGAAUCCAUGAAAAAGAAAAAAAAACUCAUCAAAACUUCAAUUUGCAGACUGUAAUACAUAUGCAUGUCUGAUUUGGGGAGAAUGAAUGAGAUCAUCAUAGUUUGCAGUAAAUGGUUGUAAGAAUUGUGCAGAACAACAUAUUGAUAAAGACUUGGGGAUGAAGAAGAACCAAAAAAAAAAAGAAAUGCUUUGUAAUGUGCUCUUGCUUUGGUAACAUGACCUCCACUGCUGUCCUUUUCUGUUACGAAGCAUUAAAAACCAUUUUCCCAAAUCUCUUUCCCAUGGUAAAGAACUCCAUUCUCCCACCCACGGAUGCACAUUUCUAUUUUAAUAUGCUGUUUUCUUUUGGAGUCAUGAAAUGCUGUAUUGUAAUGUGUUGGUCAAUGCCCAGUGCACAUGAAAAGCAAGAUGUUAACCUUUGUAGGGCCACAUCAAAAUGCAUCUGUAUACCAAUACUUCAAAGCAGACAUUUUUGGAUGGAUGCUCAGACUGUGCUGAUCGGUUAUGUGUUGCCUGUACUGCCCCAUUCUGUUGUAUGAAUUAAAGGACGAAAGAACA